CAUUGCAUACGCUGACUGAGCAGUACAGUACACCUGUUACGUGGGCGCUCGACAAAGGCAGUUCUUUUAAAAUGAAGCAAGUCAUCCUCGCUCUCGUAUCGCUCUGCUUCUUCGACUUCAUUGCGCCACAAUGCGAGAAAGAAAACAUGGCGCAGAUAUUUUCUGAAGCUGACGCUGAAUGUAAUGCAAGAUACAGACAGCAAUACGGACUCACUACAGAUUUGGUUCCCGAUACGACAAGAUGCUGCAUGUUGGAGUACGGCAAGGACUGCGUUCCCUUACGACUCAGAGAACAACGAUGCGAUCAACUGAUCUUCACACAUUUUAAGGACAUGAGGAGCAAGCAAAUAGUGGCGGAAUGUGCAUCAUUGAACUUCAACUGCCCUUUUGCAGCAACGUGCGACUCCUCAACAAUAUCCGAGGCCAACACUGACUGCUACAAAAGAUUUGAAAUGGAACACGGCGGCAUUCCCCGAAAACCAAAUGAUCCAAUUGAGCCAACUGGGAAUAUAAGAUUACUCUGUUGUAUGUUAAAAUACAACAAGUAUUGCGUUCCGAAACUCCUAGAAGACAAAGGAUGCCACCCCGCUGCUGCUCUACAGUCUGCGACGGAGAUAGAGACCAGAUUGAAAAAUUGUCCAACACCCAACCCGUUAUGCGUCCCUCCACGACAGUGCAAGCAAAGCUUACCCGACGCCAAAUUCAUUUGCGAGUACAGAUAUAAAAAGGAACAUGGAACCAUAGCUCCAAAGCGUCGUGCAGACCUGCAACCGAGAGAUCAGGGCCGAGACAAGGUGCACAAAAAACGUUGCUGUCUAAUGCAAUACAACAAGGAUUGUGUUCCGAAAAUACUCCAAGAAGAGUUCGUAUGUAGUGAUCCAGAUUUUCUUGAGGUGUUCUUCGAGCAAAUACGAACUGAGUGUGGAACAUCCAAGUGGGACUGUACAGGCGUCCCUGCACCACAGUGCGAUGACGAGCAAUUAUCCAACGCGAGGAAAAUUUGCGAUUACAAAUAUGCGGAUGAGCACGGAACCAUAGCUCCAAAACAUCGUGCAGACCUACAACCUAGGGAUAUGAGCCCUGCUGAGGUGCACAGACUACGAUGCUGUCUAAUGGAAUACAGCAAGGAUUGUGUUCCACGAUUUCUGAAACAUUACGGUUGCACUGAUCCAGAUUUUAUUGAGAUGUUCCUCGAGCAAGUACGCGAUGAAUGUGGAACUUCCAAGUGGAACUGUGGGACUGCACCGAAGUGCAACAAGGAAACAGUGACCGACGCCGACACUGAGUGCGGCACAAAAUACACGCAGGAGCACGGCGUUAGUACUCUAAAACCCAAUGAACAACCAGACAAUGCAGACAAGAGCAACGAGAUGCGCAAGCAACAGUGCUGUUCCAUGGAAUACAGCAAGCACUGUGUUCCCGAAGUGCUAAAAAGGAAAGGAUGCAGUGAUGAGAUUGUUGCAUCUUUCAUUGCACAGAGGAAGAAGCUGAUGGCGGUAAUGUGUGGAACGUCGAUGGGGCACUGUGAUUUCUACAAGAACAAGAGCACUGGGCAUAUAAUACAUCCCAUACGGACUUUGUCAACAUUCAUCUUUGUGAUGUCGGUGGGAACAAGCGGCUUUGACGGCCGGUUAUGGUAUCUGCAGGGUUAACUUACCAUUAUAAAUUAUCAUUAUCAGUUUUAUUUUCUUGAUAUUUUCAAUGGUUGAGCAUCGAGGCACAACGACA
Messenger RNA from Ornithodoros turicata, 1728 nucleotides. RefSeq lists its product as uncharacterized. The record is from RefSeq and is a predicted model, not a curated record. The transcript has 11 exons. Lineage: Eukaryota; Metazoa; Arthropoda; Arachnida; Ixodida; Argasidae. The coding region runs from base 72 to 1652 and encodes 526 amino acids.